Messenger RNA from Rhopalosiphum maidis (corn leaf aphid), 2437 nucleotides. RefSeq names its product BCL-6 corepressor-like protein 1. NCBI's taxonomy places the organism in Eukaryota, Metazoa, Arthropoda, Insecta, Hemiptera, Aphididae. The transcript is spliced from 4 exons. Bases 143 to 2236 code for a protein of 697 amino acids. The record is from RefSeq and is a predicted model, not a curated record.
UGGACCACACAAGACCCACCGACCAGUGCGAGGUAUACCUGGAGCACACGACGACAUUGCAAUAAUCGUAUUCCCGAAACCAUAAUUCGGUUUCGUGUACUAUUAUUCGUAUAUAGAAGCAAGCAGCGAAAACUACGUGAUCAUGCAGCAGUUCUGGAUCUCGAUGUUGUUGGUGAGUGUCGGUGCGUCCUUAGUCUGCGCCGAUGCCGUGAAGGCCGCCUCCGCUGAGAAGCCAACGGAAAAGAAGCAAGGCAAACGAGGCCUUUGGGGCUUGGGCUAUGGAUACGGUGGACACAGCGAGUGGGACGGCCUGUCCAACUACGGUCUGUUGGGCACGGACCACAGCUACGGACACAUCAGUUCUGUGCACGUCACCAAAGAGGUGCCAGUCAUCGUUGACCGACCGAUCGUCGUGCCGGUCGAAAAACACGUUCCGUACCCAGUGGCCGUCGAGAAACCAGUGCCGUAUCCCGUGCACAUCGAGAAGCACGUCCCGGUGCCCGUAGACCGUCCAGUGCCAUACCCGGUCAAGGUACCGGUCAAGAUCCCGGUCGCCCAUCCCGUGCCCUACCCCGUGUACGUGCAACAGCACUUGCCCGUCUACGUCAAGGAACACCACGGGCACGGUUACGGAACCUACGACUUCGGUCACGACCACGGUUACGGUUUCAGCAGCAGUUACGCGAUCCACAUUAACGGAGUCAGAGGGGAAUGUGAAGCAAAAGAAAAAACAAUACCGGUAUCUCGGCAGAAUUAUAAAAGCCCUAGCGAGCCAGUGUUUGGCAUCAGUUGUAUCAGUGGCAAUCAUACCAAUACCAUCAUAACCAUCAUCAUGAAAUUCUUCAAGGCUUGUGUUGUCGGUUUGGCUUUAAUAGCUCACUGUGUUGCUGAGGAUGCAAAGACCGAUAACAAACAGACCAACAAGAGAAGCUUAGGCCUUUCAGGAUCAUCGUCGUACGGACUCUCCGGUCUGUCCGGAUACUCCGGGUCAUACGGAUACGGUUCCGGUCUGCCUUCAUACUCACCUGGUAUCGGCCUCGCCUCCCCCAUCAGCCACUCAUAUGUUGCUCCCUCUAGCUACGGAUACGCCGCCCCAGCUAGUCUUGGAUAUUCUUCCUUGGCUGGUCACGGUUACUCAGCCCCGAUCGGUCUUGGAUACGCUUCCUCCGCCGGACUCGGAUACGCUUCUUCCGCUGGACUCGGUUACUCCGCCGCCCCGAUCGGUCUUGGCUACGCCGCUUCUUCUGGUUAUGGAAUAGCUGCUCCGUCUUACGGUUACGGUAUCUCAGCCGCUUCAUCCGUCCCAACCAGAGUCAGCACUUCCAACCAGGUCGUGUCCGUGUCCGUACCACAGCCAUACGCUGUUCCAGUGACCCGUCACGUUCCCGUACCAGUCGCACAACCCGUGCCAGUGUCUGUACCUAGAGCUGUCCCAGUCAGCGUACCUCACCCAGUUCCCGUCACCGUCAACAAACCGUACCCAGUUGAUGUUCCCAGGGCUGUCCCAGUCAGCGUGCCCCACCCAGUUCCAGUCACCGUCAGCAGACCAGUGCCAUACCCAGUGCCACAGCCAUACCCAGUAGAAGUACAACAAGCUGUCCCAUACUCCGUCCCGACCCCAGUCGUCGCCCCAGCUCCAGUCUCUUAUGCCGUCGCCGCUCCAGCUCCAGUCUCUUACGCCGUCGCCGCUCCAGCUCCAGCUUCGUACGCCAUUUCUGCUCCAGCUCCAGCAAUCAGCAUCGCCUCCGCACCAGCUUACGCAUCGGAAUCUUACGCCGCACCAGCAGCUAGCAUCGCCUUGAGCGCACCAUCUUACUCAUCAGCGUCUUACGGCGCCGCCGCUCCAUCAUACUCUGCCGCGUCUUACGGCGCCGCCGCUCCAUCAUACUCUGCCGCGUCUUACAGCGCCGCUGCUCCGUCAUACUCUGCCGCAUCUUAUAGCGCCGCCGCUCCAACAUACUCUUCCGCGUCUUACAGCGCCGCCGCUCCAUCAUACUCUGCAUCGUCUUACAGCGCUGCCGCUCCAUCAUACUCGUCGUCGUCUUACAGCGCCGCCGCUCCAUCAUACUCUUCCACAUCUUACAGCGCUGCCGCCCCAUCAUCAUACUCGUCGGCCUCGUCCGAUUACUCCAGCAUCCAGUCCGGCAGCGGAUACAGCUCAUCGUCGGGCAUCAGUUCCUCAUACGGACCACCGUCGACAAGCUAUUCCGGCAGCAGCGAAUACAAGAAGUAUUAAAUCGUUCACUAUGCUUGAUUUACGUCCCGGCGGGCGAACUCUAUUCGUUUAGAUGUUCGUAAUACUUUAAUACUUUUUUUACACUUAUGAUGUAUACUACUUGUUAAUGUUUUGUACUUUCACAACUUUUCGUAUAACUGUUAUGUUAGUUUGAAUUUGUCGUGUCGUUUAUUAAAUAAAAAUGAAUAUGACUGAAAAUUA